Messenger RNA from Eruca vesicaria subsp. sativa (arugula), 1680 nucleotides. NCBI's taxonomy places the organism in Eukaryota, Viridiplantae, Streptophyta, Magnoliopsida, Brassicales, Brassicaceae. The record is from the annotation of a GenBank genome assembly.
CAAACUACCCCAAAAAAGACAAAAACGCGUUUAAAGUUUCAAUCUUUUCUUCCUCAAUUCGGUUCUUCACCCUUUUUGUUUUGAUCUUUCUUCCGUUAAAAAUUAUUAAUUUCGUUUUUGAGUUAAAAAAAUCAUGAGCAAACCCGACCCGGAUCCGAAACCGCCUUCAGGAUCUUCCUCCUCCGAGAAGGAUCCCGUCGUUGCCGAUCACGUUACGGAGGAGCUAAGUGAUGAUCUCAGGAAUGUGCGUUUGUCGGAAGAAGAAGAAGCUAACGAGGAGAUGAGUGUGCAGAUUAGUGUCUCUGAAGGAGGCGAUGGAGAAACGGAUCAGAAGAGAAUGAUGAUGAUGGUUUAUCCAGUGAGACCUGAUGCAGAGGAUUGCUCUUUUUAUAUCAGAACAGGGAGCUGUAAAUAUGGAUCCAGUUGCAAGUUUAAUCAUCCUGUCCGAAGGAAGCUCCAAAUUGGUAGGGAAAAAGUGAGGGAAAGGGAGAGGGAAGAGGAUGUGGAGAAUCCGAGGCUCAUGGAGUGCAAGUACUACUUCAGGACCGGAGGGUGCAAAUAUGGAGACACUUGUAGAUUCAGCCACACUAAAGAACACACUUCUCUGCCUUCACGUCCAGAGCUUAACUUCCUCGGUCUUCCUAUCAGACCGGGAGAGAAAGAAUGCCCUUUCUACAUGCGAAACGGUUCCUGCAAGUUUGGAAGUGACUGCAAAUUUAAUCAUCCUGAUCCUACCGCUGUUGGAGGAGUUGAAUCUUCUAUGUUCCGUGGUAACAAUGGUGGAUCAUUUGCCCCAAAGGAUGCGCCUCAAGCAAGUUCAACUUCUUGGUCUUCAUCUAGACACAUGAAUGGUACUGGUACUGCUCCUUUUAUUCCAGUCAUGUACUCACAGAACCGUGGAGCUUCACCUCAAACUCCAGAGUGGAGUGGAUAUCAUCAGGCGCCUUCUGCCUAUCCACCAGAGAGGAGUGUGCUUCCUCCUACCACAUACUCGGCUAACAAUUCAUUGGCUGCAACUAGUUCAUUCUCACAAUUGUCUGCUGAGGAAUUCCCAGAGCGUCCAGAUCAACCAGAGUGCAGUUAUUAUGUUAAAACUGGGGACUGUAAGUUCAAAUACAAAUGCAAAUACCACCAUCCCAAAAAUAGAUUGCCGAAGCAAUCUCCAUCCUCUUUCAAUGACAAGGGCUUACCCCUAAGACCUGAUCAAAGCAUGUGCACACACUUCAGCCGCUAUGGCAUCUGCAAAUUUGGUCCAGCUUGUAGAUUCGAUCAUUCUAUACCGCCUACAUUCUCUUCCAGCAGCUCCCAAACCGUGGAAACUCCUCAAGUCCCCGGCAACGGAAAUGAAAACGACGGCUGGAACUGACACGUGACACGACAUGUUCAGAAGCCUGCGUAAGAGGAUAGUUUCUGUCUUUUUUAUCAGGCUUUUUUCAGUUCUUAGGAUCAAAACUCUGUUUUCUGGUUUGGAGUUUUAUAAAGAAAACAUUUAGGUAAGUUAUAGUCUCCAAACUAUUAUCUAUCUGGCAAGUCAGUCUUGUUUUUUCGUGAUUUUCGCUAAAUAAUUUUUGUUCUCUGGCUUUAACUGUAACUAGCUACGUUUCGAACUCUAAGGUUCGGUCUAAUGGAAGCCUGUCCACGUUAUGCUUUGUUCUUCUUCCGUUGGUUUUCAUAUCUGAA